Olea europaea var. sylvestris is the source of this 1395-nucleotide messenger RNA. Its product is annotated as BTB/POZ and TAZ domain-containing protein 1-like. The record is from RefSeq and is a predicted model, not a curated record. Gene Ontology annotation, cellular component: nucleus. The transcript has 5 exons. Lineage: Eukaryota; Viridiplantae; Streptophyta; Magnoliopsida; Lamiales; Oleaceae. Gene Ontology annotation, molecular function: protein binding. The coding region runs from base 74 to 1147 and encodes 357 amino acids.
CCGCAGUAUUCAUAUUUGUUACAGAUUAUUCACAUUUAUUAGGAAAAAGUUACAUUUGCGAAGUCCCAAAAUCAUGGUUCAAUUGCAGAAUCAAUUUCUAGAAAAUUCUCCUGUCGCCCGCAACGGACCUAUGGUUGCCGAAGAAUUGCCGGAGCCCGACGUUCAAAUCAUCACCUCCGGUGGCAGGAGUAUCCCGGCGCACUCUAGAAUCCUGGCUUCGGCAUCGCCGGUGAUGGAGAGAUUAAUAGCACGGCCGCAAAAGCGCUGGAGCUCUGAUCGGAAAAUUCCUAUUCUUGGUGUUCCAUACGACGCCGUUACCCUGUUCGUGCAGUUUCUUUAUUCCUCCAAGUGUAAUGAGGAGCACAUGAAGAAGUAUGAAAUUCACUUGCUGGCAUUGUCACAUGUAUAUUUUGUACCACAACUAAAGCAGAAAUGUAAAAGGGGUUUAGCCGAGCGGUUGACUAUCGAAAAUGUUGUCGAUAUACUCCAGCUUGCUCGACUCUGCGACGCACCUGAUCUUCACCUCAAGUGCUUGAAAGUGUUGUCGAAUAAUUUCAAUGCUGUUGAGGAGACUGAAGGAUGGAAGUUUUUGCAAAAUCACGAUCCAUUGCUCGAACUCGAAAUUUUACAAUUCAUGGAUGAAGCCGAAUCGAGGAAAAAGAGGUCGAGGAGGCACAGAGAGGAGCAAAGUUUGUAUUUACAAUUGAGUGAAGCGAUGGAUUGUCUCGAGCAUAUAUGUACUGAAGGGUGCAUGAGUGUCGGGCCAUAUGACAUGGAUACGAGUAAGAACAAGGGUCCGUGUAGCAAGUUCUCGACCUGUCAUGGAGUUCAACUCGCGAUUAAGCAUUUUGCUACUUGUAAGAAGAGGGUUAACGGAGGGUGUUUGCGUUGUAAACGAAUGUGGCAGCUCCUUCGAUUGCACUCUUCGAUUUGUGACCGAGCGGAUGAAUGUAGAGUCCCUAUGUGCAGACAAUUCAAAUUGAAGGUCCAACAAGAAAGAAAACGAGACAGCACAAAGUGGAGAUUACUUGUGAGAAAGGUCAUCUUUGCCAAGGCCGUAUCUUCCUUGUCUCUUGUCGAGAGGAAAAGAGAAGAGGAGCCAAGAUUGACUAUGAACUAUUCCAGAAUGGGAGGCUUUGAACUCUAGAAGUUAGAUCGACCGAAUCAAACCACUAGUAGAUACACGUUUCCUUAGACUGAAAUGUUAAUUUUACUCUUAAUUUUCUGUUUUAGUCAUUCUUGCUUCUUUUGUACCGCUGUAGCCCCUUUUUUUAUUAUGGGAGGGGUCAGCAAUAAAAUAGGAUUGACCACAACAGAUCAAAAUAGAGUUGCGGUUGCUUGUCAAUUUACUUUUUCUCACUUAUUUUAUUUAAGUUAUUUAUUUUGCUUCUCCAA